This is a messenger RNA of Capra hircus (goat), 1071 nucleotides long. Its product is annotated as histone H2A type 1-C. The record is from RefSeq and is a predicted model, not a curated record. Gene Ontology annotation, molecular function: protein heterodimerization activity; DNA binding; structural constituent of chromatin. The coding region runs from base 70 to 462 and encodes 130 amino acids. Gene Ontology annotation, cellular component: nucleosome. Lineage: Eukaryota; Metazoa; Chordata; Mammalia; Artiodactyla; Bovidae. The transcript has 2 exons.
GGUGUAUUUUGACAGGCAGUCUUUUUGGUUUUUUUUGGUUUUUUUUUUUGCUCUCUUUUUGUAUUUGCUAUGUCUGGACGUGGCAAGCAAGGCGGUAAGGCGCGAGCUAAGGCCAAGUCUCGUUCUUCGCGGGCGGGGCUCCAGUUCCCCGUUGGGCGAGUCCAUCGUCUACUACGCAAAGGCAAUUACGCCGAGCGGGUAGGCGCUGGGGCUCCGGUGUACCUGGCGGCGGUGCUGGAGUAUCUGACCGCCGAGAUUUUGGAGCUGGCGGGUAACGCGGCGCGCGACAACAAGAAGACUCGUAUCAUCCCGCGUCACUUGCAGCUGGCCAUCCGCAACGACGAAGAGCUCAACAAGCUGCUGGGCCGUGUGACCAUCGCUCAGGGUGGUGUUCUGCCCAACAUCCAGGCGGUGCUGCUGCCCAAGAAAACCGAGAGCCACCACAAGGCCAAGGGCAAGUAAUUGGACUGAGACUUGAGUUUCCGGAAGUGCUUUCAAACCCAAAGGCUCUUUUCAGAGCCCCCACUCUUUCAAAAGAAGAGCUAGUAUCACUGUAUUUGUAAAACAACAAAAGAGUGGGAAGUCAGAGAGGAUGUCGGGAUUUCCAAGUCUGCAUAUGCUGGCUUUCACCUGCAGAGAUUAAAGUGACUGCGGUCGUGAUAAACUAGAGUGCUACUUGGUUCUGGCAGCCACUACCCCAUGGUCCCAUGGUCGGAGGAAGCUUCCAGAGGAGUGGACCUGGCAGACAUGGUUUUGAAAUGGUGGUAAAUGCACAUUCUCACCUCCCACCAGGUCUAUUUCAGGUGCAGAAGCAGCCCCAGUGGAUUGGGUGGGCAUUUCAAACUCAGCUGAGCCACCUUUGCAAGAGUAGAGACUCCUAAAACAAGGAUGCUUCAAACUGCUUGCUUCAUUUUUUGGCUCAACUUAACUCCCUAGAUAUGGAGAAUCACCCCUUAUGGGUACCUGAGAAACUUUGGCAGAGAAAAGAAUAUGUGGAAAUCCAUUAAGGAAAAGGGGCCCUUGACACACUGGCUCUGUGAAAGGAAAAAAUAAAUGAAGUUCAGUUCAGUU